AUGAGCGCGACAACAAACGAUGAUAAUUUGUUACCAGUGGGUGUUGAUUCUCUAUCAGAUUAUACACCACAUAAACUUCAUCUUCUAUUGGCAUUACCUAUACCUGUUAGUAUAGAAACAUCAUCAAAUAAUAAUAAUAAUAAUAAUAAUAAUAAUAAUAAUAAUAAUAAUAAUAAUAAUGAUAAUAAUGAUAAUUCUCCAAAUGUAUCAAACCAAUCAUCAAAUAAACCGAAAAAAUCAUCAAAAAAAACAAAUUUAAUACGUUAUUUUAUACCAAUAACUCGUAUUCGUGCUUCAUCAGCACCUAAUGAACGAGAUAACAAAUAUCGACCGAAAACAUCAAUGAAAUCUAUCGAUCAAUGUGACAUGCGUCUUUUUAUUAUCAGACAUGGUGAACGAGUUGAUCGUUAUUUUGGUCCUAAUUGGUAUAUGUUGGCUUUUGAUCAACAAAAUCAAUAUCGUCCUUAUCAUCGAAAUUUUCCUCCACACUUACCUCAUCGAACAAAUCAAUUAUUUUGGGCACUUGAUACACCAUUAACAUUAUCUGGUUUGAAUGCUGCAAAAAGACUUGGUCGAAUCUUUGCUUCCAAAGAUUUUAAACCAAAUUAUAUUUAUUCAUCACCAGCUAUGCGUUGUAUAUUAACAACAAUGCAAAUUUUAAAAGGUCUUGAUUUAGAAAAUAAAAUACCAAUUCGUAUUGAACCAGGUUUAUUAGAAUUAGGUGCUGCAAGAUUUGGUAUGAAUAUUUUUUAUCAACCAAUAGAUUGGGUUAAAUAUGGUAUUAAUAUUGAUUUAUCUUAUAAACCUAUAAUAACAAAUAUUCCUGCAUUUGAAUAUGAAAAUACAUAUUAUCUUCGUUCAAAACAUGUUAUACGUGAAAUUGAAAAACUUCAUAAUGAUCCAUCAUUGCCGUUAGUUAAUAUUCUAAUCAUUGCUCAUGCAACGUCUCCAGAAACAUUAACAUGGGAUUUAAUUGGAAAAGAACCGAAUGUCAAUGAUUUAUAUCAGCUUUCAUUAAAGAUUGCUUAUUUACAAACGGUUAUAACUGAACGUAAACAAGAAAAUAAACUAUGGUCUGUAAAAUCAGGACGAUGGAUUUAA
Molecule: messenger RNA, 1101 nt
Organism: Rotaria sp. Silwood1
Lineage: Eukaryota; Metazoa; Rotifera; Eurotatoria; Philodinida; Philodinidae
Source: the annotation of a GenBank genome assembly